This is a messenger RNA of Spea bombifrons (plains spadefoot toad), 4709 nucleotides long. RefSeq names its product mannosidase alpha class 2A member 1 (gene MAN2A1). The coding region runs from base 338 to 3790 and encodes 1150 amino acids. Gene Ontology annotation, biological process: N-glycan processing; mannose metabolic process; protein deglycosylation. Gene Ontology annotation, molecular function: alpha-mannosidase activity; carbohydrate binding. Gene Ontology annotation, cellular component: Golgi membrane. The transcript is spliced from 22 exons. Lineage: Eukaryota; Metazoa; Chordata; Amphibia; Anura; Pelobatidae. The record is from RefSeq and is a predicted model, not a curated record.
UGUGCCCCCGUUACAGCAGUGCCAGAGGUGUAUGGAGAGCUCACGUUUACCGCUUCGCCCUGUGUGAGUCGAGGCUUUGCCACCUGAGCUUGUGAAUGACUGGCUACUCAGGUGCUGCCCCGUGUGUGUGACUUCUGCCUGUGCCACUCGUGUUGGUGUUUGUGUGACUGCACAGGUUUUGCCCCUUGGAGCAGUGACACCCCCCGCGUUUAUAUGCCCGCGGGGGUGACACACCUGGACCUCUUUCCCGUCUGUUUUGACUUCUGGACUAAGCCCUGACCCCAGCACAUAAAGCCCUCGCCGUUUGGAUUUAUCUCUGCCUCCCUUCUCCUGGAACAUGAAGCUCAGCCGUCAGAUCACAGUGCUAGGCAGUGCUGUCUUCUGUGUGGUGAUUUUCUCCCUCUACCUGAUGCUGGACAGGGGGCAGUUUGACCAACCCAAAGCCCCUCAUCGAGAUGGAGCGUUCCCCAAGGGUCAGCUCUCAAUGUUACAAGAAAAAAUUGAUCAUCUAGAACGUCUUUUAGCAGAAAAUAAUGAGAUCAUUACUAAUAUAAGAGAAACGGUAAUAAACCUUAGUGAAUCUGUAAAAGAUGGCCAGAAGAACCCAGAAGCCAUGAACGCCAGUAGUGGGUCAUUCUCUCGCCUUUUACCAUCGGCCCCUGCCCUCCUUCCAAUUAGUAACGAGGACUGUCAGUUUGCUUCUGCAAGUGGUAGCCAAAAAUCAAAUGUCCAGAUGCUGGAUGUAUAUGAUAUACUUCCAUUUGAUAAUCCAGAUGGUGGUGUUUGGAAGCAAGGUUUUGACAUAACGUAUGACGAACAUGAAUGGGAUAAUGAAAAACUUCAAGUUUUUGUUGUGCCACACUCCCAUAAUGACCCAGGUUGGGUGAAAACAUUUGAUGACUAUUUUCGAGACCAAACACAACAUAUUCUUAAUAACAUGGUUGUAAAGCUCCAGGAACAUAAAGAAAUGAAGUUUGUUUGGUCUGAGAUCUCAUAUUUUUCCAAAUGGUGGGAUGGUAUCGAUAACCAGAAAAAAGACGCAGUAAAGAGGUUAAUAGAACGUGAGAAGUUUGAGAUUGUAACAGGUGGUUGGGUGAUGCCCGACGAAGCUUCUCCUCACUAUUCUUCAAUGAUAGACCAACUCAUAGAAGGACAUCAGUGGCUGGAAAAAAACCUUGGGGUAAAACCAAAAUCUGGAUGGGCAGUUGAUCCGUUUGGCCACUCCCCAACGAUGGCUUACCUGCUUAAGCAAUCAGGACUGUCAAAUAUGGUUAUUCAGCGUGUACAUUAUUCAGUAAAGAAACAUUUUGCAGCAAAGAAAACUUUGGAGUUUUUUUGGAGGCAAAACUGGGAUUUGGGAAGUAGUACAGACAUUCUGUGCCAUAUGAUGCCUUUUUACAGCUAUGAUGUUCCUCACACUUGCGGACCUGAUCCAAAAGUAUGCUGUCAGUUUGAUUUUAAGCGCCUCCCUGGAAGCAGAGUGAGUUGCCCAUGGAGAGUACCUCCAGAGGCUAUCCAUCCAGGAAAUGUCCAACAUAGGGCAUGGAUGAUUUUAGAUCAGUACCGAAAGAAGUCAAAGCUCUUCCGCACAAAAGUGCUCUUAGUCCCUCUGGGCGAUGAUUUCCGUUAUAGCGAGAGCUCAGAAUGGGAUCAACAAUAUCAGAAUUAUCAAAAGCUAUUCGAUUACAUGAACUCUAACCCUGAGCUCAAUGUUAAGGCACAAUUUGGGACUGUAUCUGAUUAUUUCAAAGCACUUCGAAAAGCCAGCAAUAUUGAUAACAGUCCAUCGUUUUUUCCUGCCUUGGGUGGUGAUUUCUUUACCUAUGCAGACAGAGAUGAUCACUACUGGAGUGGUUAUUUUACCUCGCGACCUUUCUAUAAACGGCUUGAAAGAGUUAUGGAAUCCCACAUGAGAGCAGCAGAAAUCCUUUUCUCUUUAGCACUUGUACAGACUCAGAAAUCCAGCAAACUGAAGAGCUUUCCUUCUACAGAGCAUUACAAACUCCUAACAGAGGCUAGAAGAAACUUGGGACUAUUCCAACAUCAUGAUGCAAUCACUGGAACUGCAAAAGACUGGGUGGUGGUUGACUAUGGUACAAGACUUUUCCAUUCUCUUAUGAACCUGAAGAGGGUGAUCAUUGACACUGCUCAUGUUCUUAUCCUGAAGGAUAAAGAAAGGUACACCUACAACCCAUCAAUGCCAUUCUUCAGUAUGGAUGAUGUACAACCGUCACAAGAUGCAUUACCCCAAAAGACAGUAAUAAAGAUAACAAGGCAUCCAAGGUACUUGACUGUUUUUAACCCCUCGGAACAAGAACGUUUUGCUGUGGUUUCUGUGUAUGUAAAUUCACCCAAAACAGAAGUUCGAAAUUCUGCUGGAAAGCCUCUGAAAUCCCAAUCUAGUGCAGUUUGGGAUGGAGCUUCUUCUGUGUUACGAGACACAUAUCAGGUUUCCUUUCUCGCUCACUUACCCGCUCUUGGCAUGACGGUCUACCAGCUAGUGGAAACUGAAAGCUCAGAAGCUAUCAAGGCAGAGUAUACCGUCUUUUCUAGAGGAAGAAGCAACAAAGUCAUUGCCGAUGGAGUCUUUCAGAUAACAGAGUUAGACAAUAUCGUUGAUGAUUUAACCAUUGAAAAUUCAUUCUUAAAGCUGUGGUUUUCUGGGACAUCUGGACUCCUGGAGAAAAUAAUGACAAAGGUUAAUGGAAAAACUCACCAAGUUAAAGUACAAUUUAUGUGGUAUGGAACUACAAACAACAGAGAUAAGAGUGGAGCCUACCUCUUCCUUCCUGAUGGUGAAGCAAAGCCCUAUAUUUCUGCUAAUCCACCAAUUAUCAGAGUCGGUUAUGGGAGCCUUUUCAAUGAAGUUGUUUGUUUCUUCAGUCAUGUGACACACACAGUACGACUUUACAAUGUACAAGGUCUUGACGGACAAUCUCCAGAAAUAUCAAAUGUAGUGGAUAUCAGAGGAGAAUUCAAUCGUGAGAUUGUGAUGAGGAUAAGUUCAGACAUAAACAGUCAAAACAGGUUUUACAGUGAUCUAAAUGGAUUCCAGAUUCAACCAAGACAAACCUUAAGCAAAUUACCCCUUCAAGCCAACAUAUACCCAAUGACUACAAUGGCUUAUGUUCAAGAUAAUGAAGGCCGACUGACACUUCAUUCAGCGCAGUCUCUUGGUGUUGCCAGCUUAAAGAGUGGUCAGCUAGACGUUGUCAUGGACCGGCGACUGAUGCAGGAUGAUAACCGUGGUCUUGGGCAAGGUCUUCAAGAUAACAAAAUCACAUCUAAUUUGUUCAGACUUCUUCUAGAGCAAAGAACUGGAGUAGAUGAGAAAGAAGAAGAAAAAACGGUCAGUUAUCCGUCUCUUCUGAGCCACGUCACAUCAACCUUCCUAAACCUCCCUGUAAUCCCGAUGGCAGUGACUGCUGAUCUCGAUGUUCCUGCAUUACUGGAUGGUUUCUACGCUUUCACAACACAGAUGCCUUGUGAUGUCAACUUAAUAAACUUAAGGACAAUCCAAUCAAAGGUGGGAUUUUUUCCAUCGGAUGAAGCAGCUCUUCUUCUUCAUAGGAAAGGUUUUGACUGCAAAUUCUCAAAUAAAGACCUUGGACUGUUCUGUUCAACAACUCAGGGAAAGGUUCCAAUUUACCAACUUUUCAAUGGAUUUAAAGUUGAAAGCCUAAUACCUUCAACAUUAUCCUUGAUGCAUCCAUCUUCAGAUGGUAGAAACAUAAGUGAAAUCAACAUGAAACCUAUGGAUAUAAGUACAUUCCGAAUUAAAUUAAAAUGAUCGCUGCUAUAGACAACAAUUACAUCUCCUCUGACAUGCAAUAAAGAAGCACAUUGUGAGCCCAGUUUCUGGACACUGUGAGGAUAUGCAUUCUGUUUGUUUCCUUUUUUUGGCAGACCAAAACCUCCAUGGAAAAAAAUGGUUAAGGAAGCCAUGUUUAACAUGGGCUUUAAUUCCAUAGGCCAUGUCUAAGAAAUGUUGCCACUGCUUUUGUAAGAUGUCUUUCGAAUAUUUUUGAAAUCUCAGGUUAAGUGUGUUAAUUUUGUGUUGUCAUUUUGUGUUGAUUCAUUAACUUCUACAAAAGUCACUAUAGAAGAAAUAUAAAAAAUAUAUAUUUGAAGGUAAGCAAGAACUUGAUUAACAGCUAGGGGCCAAAUAGUUAAAACCAUUAAAAGCAAAUGGUUUCCCAUGUACUUCCUAUGAUGAAGAGUUGAAUACAAAAUUAAGUGCAAUUUGCAUAUUUUUUAAACUUGUAGUAUUACCAAGCAGCAGUUGGGGUGUGCAACAAAUUGUUUUGCGGUUCACCUCUCAGACACACAAUUGGUUUAUUCCCAAAAUCAGUCUCCUAACGUGUUGUAUUUUUGUGCUUUUUGUUCAGUUUGGGAAAUGUGCAAUUGUUCCAUCACUUUAAAAAAAAAAUGGAGGUUAGUAGAUAAUCAUAUACAGUAAAAAAGGAUAAUGGUUAUUCCUUGUUUUCAAAAAUAACCAUACAAAAAAGUGCCUUACAAUUUUCUUUUAAUUAUUUAAUGUUCUUGGGGGUUUCUUUAUAUCCAGACUUGACAUCUCCAACAGCCACCUUUAUGUCCUAAGGUAACAAUGAAUCCAGUGAAUCCAUAAAGCUUGACUUGCUGAAUGUACACGUUUAUUCAAAGAUCAUCUUGGAGACUGCAUUUUAUAGAAUACACUUUUUUGAUGCCAA